CGAAAUCUUUACACCCCCAACAAAGUUUCAUAUCCCGCCACAAAACAAAACCACGAUCCACGCCACGCGUAUUCCCAGACAACACCCACCAUCGAUCCCACUUUAUCAACGUCUCAAAAUAACCCAAACCCAAACCCAAGGAUCAACGCCUUCACCCGCUCCCGCUAUAAAUAAACUCCUCCCACUCAUCCCAUUACCACACCGCACAAUCAUCUCACAUUCUCAGUAACUCCAUUUGCAAAACGACGCCGUAAGCUUCGAAGAUGUCUGGCCGUGGAAAGGGAGGCAAGGGCCUGGGCAAGGGCGGAGCCAAACGGCACCGUAAGGUCCUUAGAGACAACAUCCAGGGCAUCACCAAGCCUGCGAUUCGAAGGCUCGCCAGAAGAGGAGGCGUGAAGAGAAUCAGCGGCCUCAUCUACGAAGAGACCAGAGGUGUUCUCAAGAUCUUCUUGGAGAACGUGAUUCGCGACGCCGUGACCUACACCGAGCACGCUCGGAGGAAGACGGUGACCGCCAUGGAUGUUGUCUACGCGCUCAAGAGGCAGGGCAGGACCUUGUACGGAUUCGGGGGUUAAUUUUGUAAAUUCAGGGAUCGAAUUUUAAACGGUCCAGAUUCCGCGUUGUAAUUUUUCGCUAUGAUUCGAAAUCCAAGUAUCUUUUCUUUGUUUGCAUGCCCCCUUUCUGCAAAAUAGUGUAACAUUUGGAAACGGGGUUUCUAAAGGAAUGAUGAAAAAGAUACAGGGUA
Messenger RNA from Prunus persica (peach), 745 nucleotides. RefSeq names its product histone H4. The transcript has a single exon. The record is from RefSeq and is a predicted model, not a curated record. Gene Ontology annotation, cellular component: nucleosome. Gene Ontology annotation, molecular function: protein heterodimerization activity; structural constituent of chromatin; DNA binding. NCBI's taxonomy places the organism in Eukaryota, Viridiplantae, Streptophyta, Magnoliopsida, Rosales, Rosaceae. Gene Ontology annotation, biological process: nucleosome assembly. Bases 264 to 575 code for a protein of 103 amino acids.